Messenger RNA from Xyrichtys novacula (pearly razorfish), 13585 nucleotides. NCBI's taxonomy places the organism in Eukaryota, Metazoa, Chordata, Actinopteri, Labriformes, Labridae. The record is from the annotation of a GenBank genome assembly.
AUGGCUUUUCACGAUGUGAUUGAGAAUGAAGAGCUACCAGGUACAUCCUGUCUCAUCCUGCUGCUCUGCCAAACACGCUCUUUGAUCGCGCCGUGUUUCUGGGUCAAGGGAGUUGAGUGUUUGGGGUUAAAGGUCAAGGGGCAGGUCAGAAAAUAAAUGGUCAUUCUCACAGUCGUGUGCAUUAAUCAUUUCAACAUUUUGGCUUUGGGUAUCGUUGAAUUAUUUGUUUCACUUUUUCAGCAUCACAUUAACUGAUCUGUACGGCUUGCCAAAGUAAUACUGGAAGGUUAUUUGUGAUGACCAACUAGCAAAGUAAUAAACCUUCAAACUGGGAGUUUCCUGCUCUGAUGGAUUUAUAGCCCAGCUUUAACACACAUCUGUGUCAAGGCCGCCUGGCUCAUCCAAUUUCAAGACCAUCACACCGCACGAGUGAUUGUUAUAGGCGCUAUAGUGGCGAGCUUUACUGCAAAAUUGCUCAGAUGAUCUUUGUGCCUCCAGAAGCUUGAUUUCCAUUUGUCCUUUCAAUCAGUUUUUUCAAUGUAUGAUGGAUUGGCACCAAAAUUUCUACUUGAAUUUACAGUUCUUUGGUGGGGGUUCAGUUCCUUUUGAGAAUUGAAACUGGACUUUUAAAAAACAUGUAAACACAUUAGUCCAGAUGAAAUUGCCAAAAAUUAAACUUCUCACAGCCUGACUAACAUACCUGAUAACGAGGCUGGGGAUCGACCGUAAGGGACAGUUUUUUUACCCUUACAAGUACAUCCUGUCAGCCUCUUGCUAAUGUAUUUUUAACGUUGCCUACUCUUUUGUUCGAUUCUUGUUCAGUGCUUGCAAAAUAGGACAAGAGAAGUAUCCAGUUAAAUCAGCUAAUUAAGUUUUGACUGUAGCUCGUUUUAACCGUGCUUGUAAACGUACUGAGUGACAAAAGCCUCAGACUUGCCUCAUCAUGAGACUGUAGCUCUAUGUAAAUUAUGUAAAUUAAACUGACACUUAUGUCCUCCUACAAAUUAACUUAAAAAUUUCUGAACAUUCAACUUUUUUUUGUUCGAGUUUCUACAAUUACUUGUGAGUACCAGCAUAGUAAAUACAAAAAUAAAUGCUAACAUGUGAACACCUUACACCGAGAUGAGGAAAUCAAAAACCGUACACCUUUAAAAUCCUCCACUGUUAUCAUUUUCAUCACAGGCUAUCCAGGACGCUUGGUCAAGAUCUUACAGACUCACUGAUCAGCCUGAGAGAAAUAUUGUCAUGGGUAAAUUUUCUUUAAAGCUUCUGUGAGAAACUUUGGCGCCCCCCUGCUGACGAACCACUUUUCGUCCUCUUCACGCACAAGUUAUGUCUACUGGUAAAAAAAAACCUUACGCUGUUGGCUUUUGACUGUCUAAUGUGUCAAUUAUUCUGAAUAUUUUGUAUGGAAAGUGAACAGAGCUGUUUCUGAAGCUGACUGUUGACACCUACCCCACUGCAACUUUCAGGCAUUAAAAAAUACACAAUGAAAAAUAAAAAAAUAUUCCAUAUUGAAGCUUUAAGAAACAUCAACUUAACUUUGAUGACGGUCUGUAGUGAUACAUUAUGGAGCCACUUGAUAUCAGUUACAGCCAAAAACACAGCAGAAACGUGUGUCUUUGUAGACUCAGUAUAAACCGCAUUGACCUCAUAGAGCCAGAUAAACCUCUUAUUUUCAGAUAAUACAAACCACGUAACAUUUUUCAUGCACCACUGGCAGAUGAUUUUUAGACCUUACAAGCAUUCAGGUCUGAUUUUUGUUUUAAAUGAGACUAUUUUUCUACCAUGAUGUGAAUAAAAACAUUGCUUAGAUUUAAAUCUUUGCGGUGCAGUUCACCGGCUUACUGCGUCUUCUUGUAGUAAGAGCUGGGAAAACAUUAUAAUGCUGAUUUCUUUCAGCACCCUUACAUGAAAAUAUUGUUUCACUUUUAGGACAGAAACCAAGACAGUAAAGUUGCAGGCUGGACAUCAAAAAAGUAAGCAAGAACUUAUGACAAAACUCUUUAAAGUUGAUAAAAGCUCCAGAUUUAAGUUGUAAUUCUCUGUAUAGUCAUUAGUGUGACCAUACAUCACCCUCUCCUCACUGUGAUGCUGCUGUAACAUAAAACGUAAUCUUAGACUUUGAGAAUAUCCUUCAAAGCUGCUGAAAGAAGUUUCUCCUUUUCAGUUUUUCUCCCAAAACACUGAUGAAAUUCUUGCUUUUCAGAGGAUCAAUCCUUCCCGAUGGGUCAAACAAAGGUUUGUUUACUCCCGAACGAAAACUCACAGUGACACAGUGGAGAAACACCGAGGAUUUUUCCCCUCUGUUGCACCAGCACACCUUGUCGGGGAGCUGAUUGACAUGCUGAUACUGCUUUAACAGCUGACAGGCACAAGCCAGGCAUGAAGCUGCAAAUCAUACCCAAAGGUUUGCUUGUUUGUGGAGGAUGUGAAAAGAGCCUAUGAGAGGGGGAGGAAUACAUAUCAAUAAAAGCAUAAAUCACCCGCGGCAAGAAGAAAUCAGUGACAGGAGAAGAAAGUAACUCCUGGAGAGAUUUUUCUUUUUCUUGUGUUGGCUGUCAGGUAUAACUGUCCCUAUUUCAUGAGAUUAAAAUGCUGAGACAAAUGAUUCUGUCCAUUUUUAAACGAAAUAACCUGAUUUUCAAAACAAAAUUUGAGUAACGUAAUUUAGCACCCUAAGAAAAAGUUGUUUUUUUUACUCAAAUCUAUUUUAUUCAGUGUUUCUUCCGGUUUUAAUCAUCAGGUCCGUUUAUUUUUUUAACAUAAAGAGGACACUGUGAAUAACUUGGUUUGGUCACUUUGAUACUCUGUUUAGUUAGGGCCUGUGUCCACACACAGCAUUUUUUCAGCUUGGAGCGUUUCCUACCCAAAUUAAAUGAACUUCAGCAAUAAGUGCUAAACAGUUCCCCUCAGAGAGAACCGGUUUUAACUAUAGACUGUAUAUAGAAUGGACGCUGUCUGCCUCCUCGCUGGGUGAAACCACUCUGUGAACAGCACUCUCUGGUGACUAUGUUUUCUAUGAUUGACACCUGAUACAGCCUAUGGGCUUGUGAAGUUUGCAUAGAUCACCCCAGAGAUACGCUGUUUGAGUCGAGCGUCAUCACAGCGACUCUCCCGCCUAAUGCGUACAACGCUACUGCGCAAUGUUGGUUUCAGGAAAUGGAGAGAAAACGUGGGAUUACCGAGAGCUUUUGGCCUUAAAUUCGUAUACUGAUGGAAGGUGACCCCAAGUAUAUACAGUCUAUGGUUUUGACGCUGUGCUCCAAGCUGAAAACAGUUCAACUUUAGGAACACCAACACAUGCCUCAAUAUAGCCAUCACUGACCAAUCAAAAUCCAAAGGGGUGUGGCCUCUGAUAUCAACUUUGUCAACAUCAAUUCCACAGUUGUUAUUUUUGGUACAGUUUCCAGAUUCUAAAGCUACUGCUAACACCACAACACAUUUUGAAAACACCCUUUUUCAUGUUUUUGUCAAAUUCCUUUGAAUAAAAUUAUAUAUUUAUUAAAAAUUAAAUAAGAGGCAUACACAACAUUUUAAAAAAGACUUGACAGUUACUACUAAAGGAAAGUGGACCUAAAAUUGCACCACUUUGUAAUCUUGUAACUUUAAGUGCUCAUGAAGAGUGCGCUGAAAUUGAGGUUGUGGGUUCUGCCAUCACAAAAAAUGCGCUAAGUGGAGACAGGCCCUUAAUUGUCCACAGUUCUGUUUACUAUGUAGAAGCAAAAUUAGAUUAAAAAAACUAAAAUAAAACAGAUAAGCGAUUGAGAAGUGGAUACAAUCUGGGUUUUUAACCAAUGAUAUGAGCCGUAAAAUUUUAUGGGCAGCAAAAGUAAACAAGCAAGACGAGCAGCUGCGACACAUCUUGAUAUUUAAAGUGUCGUUUUGGUCCUUCUUGGGUUUCUCUGUCACAGAGUAUGUUAUUACUUGAAAAAUCAUCACCAGCUCUCUAUUAUCACUCACCUAACCUUUAAACACCACACCCACCUUCUUCCUAACCCCUUACUGACCCAACUCCCCCUCCUCCUCCCACCCAUCAGGCCCAGUCUUUAGCACUGGGGCAGUCCUGCUGAUAGGGUUUCACUCUCUCUGGGCUGAAGAGGAGGACGGGCAGUACAAUACAAGCUCUGGGACUCAAAUCUACCUGGAGAUCUAUAGACGUCUCCCUGUUCUGGGACCUUCUGGGACCUGUGUCUUCCUGUAGAUACCCGGGUCUUAGGUAAGAGAUAAGAGAAGUGGAUUAUGAAGUGGAAAAGUUAAUGGAAAAUCUGGUGUCUUUGUAGCCGAAUAAAUCGGGAUCCUUUGUGGAGAGGCCUCUGUAUGUGGAUGAAUUAAUGAAGAAGGAACAUGAGGCAGAUGUUCAGAUGUAAAACCUACAACAUGUUUGUAUUUUAAACUUAAAUCUGAUCAAAAUCAUGACUGUUUUGACUUUUACGAUCCAUGAUUUCCAUUCGUGAAGACUUAAAUUAAAUAUCAAUCAAAGUAAAGCUGGAAAAAAAGUCCCCAGUUGGUGGUCAGCGCUUACCUAACCAUGACUGUGGUGGGUGAGGAAUGUGGCCUGUGUGGUGGAGUUUUUAGUCCUUGGGUAUGGAUGUACUGUAAGUGUGCGUUUGAGAAUGUGCUUACUGAUGCCCUUCCUCCCCAGCUGUCCCCUGGAGAUUUAUCUAGAGCUAAAACAGGCUGGUUGUGGGGGGACAGGAGCACCUCUUCACUCUGAGGGGCAGUAACAGGAGCCAGGCCCUCGCUCUGCUCCUGUAGUCGCCAUCAGCUCGAGGGCCUCCAACUAGUAUUUCCCUGAACAUCCCAAAACACCUGUAAUCUCCUGUUUUUAAUCCACAGCCACUUACUCACUCUGAGGGAAGCAAUUUAAGUGCAAAUCUGCGUGUGCGCGUGUGUUGUCUACUGAUGACAGUCCCACUCACUGCAGCACUAUAGAACAUGUGUUCAUAAAAAUAGCUCGCACAGGACUGAAAUCCCAGGCUAGGAAAUGAGCUUCAAUUACAGCGGAUGAAAAGCAAUUACAUUAACUGUCUCCCAGUGGACGAGGCCUCCAGCUUUUUCUUCUUGUACAGGGACUCACCUACAGCCUUACAUAAUUGCUUUCGACCCGUGCGACAGACAGCAACAUACCGCCUGCCCCCAUCCGAGCGGUUAGUCAAGAGAGACGCGGGCUGCCACCAGGAAUUAGUGUCCUCGGGGGAAUGCCAAGGCUAUGCACAAUGUUUUAAGUGUGCUUAACUUAAUUAGAGAGCCCUGCUCUGCUGCAACUCGUAGAUUUGAGACGUGAUCUGCAAGUUCAUCGGACACAAAUAUAUCUCGGAAAUCAAUUUAGACUUCCUCGUGAAAUAUUUUAAAGCGCUUUUGUUGUAUCGCAUUUCACUGGCUGUCAGUGUCUUGUUGCUAAUUCUGUCAUGCUCUCUGCCAGACCCCCGCGAGAGCAAAUACACUUAAACAUUUUGGGAAUGACUCUUAAGGAUUGUUUCUAUUUAGUUUGUUGUAUCUGUUGCGGUGUUAGAUCGAUUCAAGUCGAAUUAAUUUGGUUACCGAGCAUAACAAAUGUUUAACAAAGUGCACUAAGCAAAAAAAUAGAAAUCCACUUAAAACAAAGUAGGGGCCUUUAUGUCGUCUUCAUUGCUCCACUUUAGAAACAGUUAAUCCUCAGUCGAGUUAGCUUCACUAAUUUAGAGCUAAACACUCUGAAAAUGUAGACUCCCGUAUUUGCUGCUGCUCAAAGGUACCAGUGUAGAUUUAGCGAUAUCGAGAAUUCAGAUUCCAGGUUGAAACGCUACCUUGCUCACCCCCUCUGAAAGUGGCUUUUGCGAAAAAGAAGCAGCUAUGAUGCAUGAUAAAUAUGACAAGUGUUUACCAUGAAAAAACUCCUCUUGAUACAGCUUCUUGGCACACAGCAACAACCACUCUUCUCUUCUUGAUCGUUUUCCCCAACUGGUGCAUUUUUUCAUGAAAUCCAAAAACACAAAUGGCCCUACGUAGUUUGUACAUUCUGUGUUACAGUAGAAACAAAGAGGACCUUCUUCUUAUGCAGAGACAAAAAACUCAAGAACAGAACAACUGUAAUAUUUGGGUGGUUAUACACUAACUCAAAUAAACUUAUGAUUGUAUAUAUUCCAUUUCCAUCAACUCUGCUAAAGUUGCUGCUAAAUACCGCACACUCUGCUUUAAUGUCCUGCUAAGCAUAAGGUUUAGGUGGGCUAAAAUAUAGAUAGUGCAUAUAUUGAAGGUUAGCUGUUAGCAUCCUUUUGACCAUUUCCUUCCAUGACCUCCAAAUCCCCCUGUGACUAGGUGAAAAAGCAAUGACAGGUGUUUGGGCUUUAAGUGUCAUGAAUAUCAUUUGUCUUGUGAUGUUUUCUAUGGGACUGUGAUAUUUUGAUGCCAACUUUGUAUCUGUAACAAUGGGCUAAUACAGACUUGUAAAUUUAACCCUUUAGCUAUUUUAACCCAUCUUUAUAAGUAAAUAGAGUAUGAGAGAUUAUUUUAGCUAAAUAGAGCUUUCUUCUAGUCCAGUCUUCAGUCCCCAGCGUUCAAGUCUGAGUCCUAGUCACUAGUUUCUCAUUGACUUGCAGCUAGAUAAUAAUAAUGCUCAGUCAGUCAAAACUCCGGGAAACUUUAGCAUUUCUCAUGUAAGCUAGCUUGUAGCAGCUCUCGUUCAUUCUCAGAGGUGAUUAGACACUCUUGAAAACGGACAUUCAAAGACCUGCUGUAAGUCCAAACACAGUGAUACUUAUCAACUGAACUUCGUAACUUUUACUGUUCAGAAUCUAAACUUAAGCUCUGCAGGAAGUGGCUCAUACUUCAAAAUAAAAGCAUAACACAAUCAUAUAGGAAUUAAAGCGACUUAAACGCAAGACAGAUACAAUUUCAAAAUAAAAGCAUGACAAAAAUUAUCACAAUAUUAUUUCUUGUUAUUUUUUUGGCCCUGAUUAUUGUAAGAUGAAAAUGUGAUAUCGUGACAGUCCUAAUUGUGUAGCACAAGUGAAACACAACAAAUUUAAGAGAAUAUUUUAAGAAAGAAAACUAUACAUUUCAUAUAAAAACUCGUACAGAACACACAGAAAAUGUUUUAAAUUUUCUGUAAUUGCAUUAACACUUUGUGUAUUUCACAACUUUGGACUAAUGCACAUUUGCUGAGAGGCAGUAUAACCAUUUUAAACUUAUUGCACUGUGUUUAUGCUCAGGUGUUUGGUGCAAAAAAUGUUCUUCAGUCUGUUUGUUUGUGCUUGAAUGAAUUAUUGGGGUACUGCACAGAAAUCAACAUUAAAACAGUGUCUGAUAAUGAAUAACUCCAAGUCUUCUUUCCCAUUUUCCAAGUAAAAGUCUGAGUCAUUAGAGCUCAACUUAUGUGGCUUCAUAGUGAAUGAAUUAGACAAAGUGACUGAGUUUGUUUUCCAGAACAGCAUGUUAAGAUGUUUAUGAGCAGUUUUAAUAAAUCAAUGAUAUCUUCUGUUAUCUGUCUUUUAGCCAUGCCUCUCACAAAUUCUGCCCCUUCUAACAAAAGGAAGGCCAACAGGAUCAUCACUGACCUGUCCAACAUCAGCCAGAACGGUAAAACAAACACACACAAACAACACACUAACAACAUAUUAACACAACACAUGUAGGCUUUAAAACUUCCUCAUCCGCAUUCCUCGACGACCGUCCUCUUCCCUCCUCUGAGUCAUUUAAUCAGAUUGCAAGUUUCUCUCUGCGGUGUCUGCUUUCUGCACAGCAUGUGUAAGUAAAUUAAAACUGCCUGGGUGUAAAUCGCUGCACGAGGCCUUAUACCGCAAUUUAAUAAGAACACACACACACUAACGCACACACACACACACACACACACACACACACACUUCUUAGCAGUAACACAAUAUCUAACAUGCAUGUGGCACCUCCAGGAGGAGUGUGGAUCAUUAUCAGAUGGCAGAGCAGCCACAAAUCUGUCACCAUUAGCGGCAACACAAAAUAGCAGACGGUGAUUCAGCUCACACCAUAUUUGUUUCAGGCUGUGUGGACUGACCAAUGCAACUCUCAAAACCGUGGGAAAAAGUCUUCUUGACACUUGCUCCACGAAUAGAAAAUCUAUUUGUUUUUGUGCUAUUAAAGAGUAAAAGCUAAAUCGCAAUUUAAUGGCAUGUGUAUAAAUUCUACAAGUUUAAUCUAUGCUGCUCUCUCCGUGGAGCCGGAUAAACUCAAUAAAGCUGCAGAAGCGAAUUUUCAAGCACAGAUUUUUGGAUUCAUGAAGGAGACGUGUUUAAUAAAUUUCACCACCACCACAUCGUGACCAUCUGUUCAUCUCACUGUGCAGCUAAACAUUUUACAGAUUUGCAGAACUUUCCUGGAGUUUAUGUUGAUAACUCAAAGUUUCCAAGAAACUGAUCCACAGACUGGAUUUUGGCUGAAUGUGUGCAAAGCUGUAAGCCAAAGCAGUUGAGAAAAACAAAAGUACUGUACUUAACCCUUUAGUGCCUUUUGUAUCAUAUUCGAUGCACACUUUUAUAUACGACAACAAAUUACUAAAAAAACACCUGAAUACAGUCCGAUAAAUUAUUAAAAUGUCCUCUUGUAGUUUCUCAGUUUCCAAAAACAUCUAAUGUAUCAAACAAGAUAAAUUAAUAUAUAUUUGUUCAAUUUUAAGGACAUUUUUAUUUUUUCGGUUUUCAGUUGUGAGUGAAAUAAACGUUUCAGCUCAAAAAAAUUAGAAUUUUCUGGCCAUAAUUUGUGGUGUCAGGCGUUAAAGGGCUACAGGACUAAUUUUAACUAUUUAUUCUCUUAUAUAUAAACAUAGAAAUUAGAGAUGCACUACUGAAUCCUGGACUUAGGAAGUGCAAAAAUCUGCAGUCCCUCCAGCGGCCACUUGAGGCAGCCUCCAAAAGACAAGGAAUCCCCAUAAAGUCCCAUUAAGACACCCAUUUAGUUUUUUAAACAUUUUGGCAAAGAAUAUGUAUUAAUUUGUACAUUUAGAGAUGAUUAGAAAACAGUAAGGAAGAUUUUAUUGAUACUAGGGUGACCAUACAUCUUCUUUUACCCGGACAUGUCCUCUUUUUGGGGGGCUGUCUGGCCUUGUCCGCUUUGUCCGGGGGAGUUUAUAAAAUCCUUCAAAUGUCCAGAGUUUUGUAUGGAAGUUUUUAGUUUGUGUCAUGUGGACUUACUGAGUUAGAAGCACGUAAAAAACAUUAAAUACGACAUGGAAAACUCUCAAAAUUAACUAUGCGCCACUCAGUGACUCUGGCCCCGCGUAGUUGUGUCCUCUUUUCAGGGAUUCAGAAUAUGGUCACUCUGAUUGAUACAGACGCUAACACAAAAAUGAGGUCUAUACAGCUUUCUCCGUUACAGCCAGUUUUCUUCAGCCUCACUUUAAGCGCACCGCUCUUUUGUCUUUCAACAUCACACAAUCAUCAAACGUUGAUGUGUUAGCAGUAUCAUUUCAUUACGCUAGCAUCCUGAUGUUAGCCAUCAGCUUGAAGCAGAGGCCUCAAAGAGCUGCUAGCCUAGCUUUGAGCCCUUAGUCGUGUUUAAAUGUAUUUUGAAACAUUAGAGGACAACAUUCACUCCCCUUAUAAACAACAAUACAUCCUCGAGCAUGCAAUUUGCGAGUGCGCUUGUGUGCAGAUGCUCAUACUCCUCAUUAAUCUGUUGAUGUCUUUCCCAUUUGUGUUUUUUUUUUCAUGUUACCACUCCCUCUCUUCGUCUUUCCAACAGUUUGUUUUCAGUCAGUCAGUCAUUCAGGAGCUUAUCCUGCUUAUCCCUGUUUUUUUUUUUUUUUUUUUGCUCCAGUUAAUGCCCACUCAUCUCUCCAUCAUCCCCGCCUCUGUGUCGCUCUGACUUUUGUCCAUCUCUGCGCCGUCCGUCUGUCCACCUCCUGUCCCUGUCAGUCUGUCCUGUUUCCCCCUAGUCAGCAGCCACCUCCAGUUUCACAUUCUUCUGAAUUAACACUCUAAUCAAUAUCCCCAUGGGAGGCUUUGCUCUUCUGAGCAGCCUCAAUUACUCUCUCUCUCUCUCUCUCUCUCUCACACACGCUUAACACACACCCACUUGCCCAAGUCUGAUUUAUGAUGUACUGCUAACAGCUCUCUGCAGCAUUGCAAUGCCAACUUCCAGCUUUAUAGAUGUGUUCGUGCAUGUGCGUGCUUUUGUGUGUGUGUGUGUGCGAGUUUAUGGCUGGACUCCAGGUGUUAUGAGUGAUAUCAGAGUGUAUAUGUGGUGGAUGAGGAGAGUGUUUUAUGAGCAGCUCUGUGGAGCAGUAAAAUCCAUCAGAUCUCUCCAUCACUGAAAGAGGAGAGAGAGAGAGAGGGAGCAUGUAAGAAGGAUUUCCCUCCAUAAACAGUUCGAGCAGAAAACCCACUCUGACAUUCCCCGGUGCCCUUUUCUUCCAUUUUACUCUGGCCCAGUAACCCAUACGACUCCCUUGGUUUCACACACACACACAUCCCUAAACAUAGCACAACAGGUUUCAACCAUAAUUCAUCAUAACAAGGAGAGCACAGGCGCCUGAGGGUGAAAACACACCUUCGAAUUUGUUCACACCUUCAUAUCCUGUAUUCAAUUUGAGAUAUUCAGAAAACAAUCUCAUUUCCUAAAUGGAAAAAACUGAUAAGAUAAACCUUUAUUCAUCCCACGGUGGGGAAAUUUGAUAAGAAAGAGUGUCGCUAUGAAUGAUUAUUGAAUGAAAUAGUCUCUACAGGAUUAAUGUGGCAGAGAAAAGUGUUAUUUCGCUCAUAUUUGGUAAUUAGCGGUGAGUUUAAUCAAAGCAUAGCCUAGUUCAGUUUAGCUCAAACUUAAUCCAAACACCAUGCAUGUAAAUUGACACUAAAGCAGGGCACACACUACACGUCAGUAAAGACUGGAUUAUCAGAUGGCCCUAAAGUUAAUCUUGCCAGGUUAUCCUGAGGGUGUGAAGUGUGUUAUGAGUGAUUUUUCUUCCCCCCAAUUUCGGGGGAAGACGAUCCAGUCCUCCCCGGACAUGGAAUCGUAAAUUUUAACCAUGUUCAAGAUUUACGAUCAGUAAUCCAUAUGUGUGUGGGGGGGAUCCCAGAGAACGGAUAAUUAUGCUGUCUAGUGUCACAUGAUAGCCAAUCAGGAAGAGAGCUGACAUGUUUGUUUACUCUAAAACCGUAAGAGACUUUACGAGAUUUCCUGGGAUGAGAGUCAGGACUCUUGCCGCUGGUGAAAACUUUGUGUGUUUGGUGUGGAGAAACAAAACUCCUGAAUACGUCAUUAUUUGUUGGGUCUCUGUCGUCAGCCCCCCAUGAUUAAAAUCCACCUUCUUUGUCUGGUCAGAUGAUGAGUCAGACCCUGAAGCAUCUGAGUUCGAUCUGGGCACCAAGAUCAAGACUCCCAAGGACACAAUGCUGGAGGAGCUCUCCCUCUCCAAGAACAAGGGCUCCAAGAUGUUCAGGAUGAGGCAGCAGAGAGUGGAGAAGUUCAUCGUAACCAACGAGAACACGGUAUGAGUGAAGAGCAGGAACUGAUUGUGAUUUCAUGUGUGUGUCAGAUUCAAAUGUUUCUAAUCAUUUACAACCUCUGGUUUUCAGCACAAUCUCGAGAACCUGCUGAUGUCCCCUCCCCCGAUCCCACCAAAGCCUGAGAUGCCCAAAGUGGAAGGUAUAAACAUGGAUGCUCUUUCUCUAUUUACUGCCUGUCUUUAGUAUUUUAGAAACUCCUCUCCUGAGUUUAUUCUCUGUGGUGUGAUUCUUCAGUGGUGGAGGAGAAAAAAGAGGAGAAAAAGGUGGAGCAGAAGAGAAAGGAGGAGUACAUACGCACCUAUGUAUCGCCAUGGGAGAGGGCCAUGAAGGGCAAUGAGGAGCUGACAGCCACCAUGAGGGCCUGCAUGCCGGGACCCAUCAGGAUCCACCCAGAACUCCCUCUGUACAAGAGCUUCAACAGGUACGACUUGAACAAGAGUUAUCCCCACCUUCAUAUGCAGGUUAAAAGUAUGAUAUUAAUCAUGUAAAUAUAGUGAAAGGCAGGAUAUUAAUUAUAAUCACAUGGAUCAAAAUACAAUUGUGGUCAUAUCUUUAAAGAUUUUUGGUCUCCAUUAUUUUCAAAAUUGGAGAAUUUUGUGAAUUUCAACUGUGAAUUUCCCAGUUUGGGAUCAAUAAAGUCUAUGUAUCUAUCUAUCUAUCUAUCUAUCUAUCUAUCUAUCUAUCUAUCUAUCUAUCUAUCUAUCUAUCUAUCUAUCUAUCUAUCUAUCUAUCUAUCUAUCUAUCUAAAGAGGGACCAAUGAUCAUUUGUAAUUUAGUUGGUACAGAUUUCUAUGUAUGCAUGUGUAUGAAUAUGUUCAUAUAAAGCCUAUAUGUAUACACAUUUAGGAACAGUUUGUUGAUAUCAUUGUUGCUUCCUUUUUCUUUUUUAAAAAUUCAUUUAUUUAUUAACUUAUUUUUGUUAUUUUUUUCAUUGUGUUCCUCUUUAAUGAAAUAGUCUGAUUCUGUACCUUGUAUUUAUAUAGUUUAAAAAAAAGAGAAAAAAGUGGACAUUUUUCUUUGGUUGUCAUAUCAUUGUGAAAUAGAAAAGAUGUUUAAAAAAAAAUAUAUAUAUAUAUAUAUAUAUAUAGCGAAAGGAAAGCUAAAAAUAUGUUCAAAUCCUUAGACUCGUCUCACAAGAGCUCAGUACUUAAGUAAACCAACUUGAUAAAACUAACUUUGAUUUGUGGAUUAACUGGACCGCUCCUUUAAAAUAAACCCACACCACCUACAUCAGCAUUGAAAAGCGCCUCCUUCCCUACCUGCGUGUCCAGGCUUUACUCAGCAGAUGACUAGAUUUCACAUAAUGCACCACAUAGCUGACAUUUGGGAAUGCACCAUUAUACUGACCACUAAGACAGCAUCUGCCACAAACGUAAUUAUAUUAAUCUUAUUUCGACCCUUGAUCUCUGUCUGUUGUAAUACUCUUAAUGGUUGUUGAGUACCCCGGUAAGAGCAGCUGUAUCCUCGGUAAUUACUAAUGGGUCUAAAUGAGCAAUAAACUGCGUAUAUGGGAGGAUUAUUCGACAAAGGCCCCCUGUGCACAGAUAUGAAAAAAAAGUUCCCUCCUGACUUAAAGACAUAAUACCUUGGAGAUGUUGUUUGUCAUUGUUUUGUGUCCUUUUCCAGUAGUAAUGCAGUCAUUUUGCAUCCUGUGAGGUUGUUUUGUAUACUUAAGUUACAUUUUUUUUCGUUUUUGAGGCCAAUUUUUAUCAUUUUGUGUCUCUUGGUUGCCAUUUUUGUGUAUUAAUUUCAUUAAGUUUUAAACUGAAAGUGCUAAGAGUCACUUCAGUUCAGAUUUCUGCUCUAUGUUUAUCAUCUUAAUUCUUAAUCCUGUUUGAUGGGGUUACCUUGUCUUUCUUCAUCUUUCUUUUUUCCUCCUCCCCUCUCUCCACAGGACAGCACUGCCAUACGGCGGAUUCGACAAGCUAUGCAAGUCGCUGACCUUCGAACUCCCGGAGCUCAACAUCGCCGACGAGGAAGCGGAGCCUUUGCCUAACCUGCAGGCCGACAUCCGCUCACGCCCCUCAUUUAACCGUACGCCAAUCGGCUGGGUCUGCAGCGAGGACAACUCCCACAUCCACCUGGAAGAGGACACCAUCCCCUUUGAUGGAGAGACAGAUGACCUGUGA